AAUAAUAGUACUAGUUAAUUAUCUAAACAUUAAAAAUGUACAAUUCCGACGGCCGCCUGCCGGCCCACCACCGCGACGGCGGCAAUCUGAAACGCAACCACACCGCCCGUUACUACGUGCACAGGGUGAAAGAGAGCUUAACCACGAGGGUCUCGAAACUAAUCUGUACUGUUGUCUUGGGCCUUCUCGCCUGUUUGGGCCUCAUUUUCUUCAUUCUAUGGCUAAACCUCCGCCCGCACCGGCCCAGAAUAUUCACGGAAUACUUCUCCGUACCCGGUUUGGCCCAAGAGAACGGCUUCGAGGGCGCCCACGUCAUCUUCAACGUCACGGUGAGGAACUCGAACCAGGGGAUCGAGUUUAACUACGAUGCGAUGCGGCUCACGGUGGUCUACCAGGACCAGAGCAUCGGUGGGGCCUCUUUUCUGGCCCCGUUCUCUCAGCCGCCGAAGAACACCACCGUGUUCGCCGGCGAACUGAGCGGCGCGACGCUGACGGUGACGAACCAACGGUGGCAGCAGUUCCAGGCCGACCGGUCCAGGGGGAUGGUGCUUUUUCAGGUGCAGUUGACGUCGGUGAUUCAACUCAGGGUGUCCACGUGGUGGCACAGCCGCCGCCACCGGGUGCAUGCGAACUGCCCGGUCGGAGUUGGGAGGAACGGCGUUAUCACGGCGGCUUAUCAAGGGAGGAGAUGCCCCGUCUAUUUUAGCUGAUCAUUAACAUUCGGAUGGUGGAGCUACAUAAAUCAAAACAAAAACAUUGAUAUUUCAAAUUUUCGUUUUUUAUCUUAUUCUUACGAGAUUAUAUUCCCAUUUCCCCAUUUUGAAAAUUAUAAUUAUUCGAGAAAAAUUACUCCUAAAAAGGUUUAUGAUCCACUCUAAAGUUGUUUUCAAAUCAAUUAUUUAUCCCUUA
Molecule: messenger RNA, 909 nt
Organism: Cuscuta campestris
Lineage: Eukaryota; Viridiplantae; Streptophyta; Magnoliopsida; Solanales; Convolvulaceae
Source: the annotation of a GenBank genome assembly